AUGGCGAGCCCAAGGAGACAAACAGAUGGCUGGGCUCUACAACCUUUCUUCAAUAAGCCACCAAAGAGUCAGCCACACAUAUCCUCUCCCUUUCUAUGGACCACUCUCCUCUUCCUGCUCAUGGGGCUAGGAGCCUCUGAAAAGGACUCAGCCCCAACAGUGGUGAAAGGGAUUCUAGGGGGUUCGGUGAUUCUCUCCCUGAACAUUUCAGUAGACACAGAAAUUGAGCACAUCGCCUGGAGUGGUCCCCAAGAAGCUUUGGCUUUAGCAGAUGCAAGAGGAAAGAUUAUCUUUAUAGACAAAAGCUACCAGGGGCGAAUAAACAUCACCCAGAACAACUCCUUGUCUAUCAACAAGCUGACUCUGAAAGAUGCAGGAUCCUACAAAGCCCAGAUAAACCAAAAGAAUUCUGAAGUCACCACAAGUGAGAAAUUCACCCUGUCUAUCUAUGAACAGCUGCAGGAGCCCCGAGUCACCGUGAAGUCUGUGAACAUGUCUGAGAACGCCUCCUGUAACAUCACCCUGGUAUGCUCCGUGAAGGGGGCAGGGGAAGAUGUUCAGUACUACUGGACUUCGAGGGAUCCCCAUGCUUCUGAAUCCUGGGUGGGGCCUAGUCUCACCAUCUCUUGGUUGCCCUGUGACUCAGACCUGCCAUACAUCUGCAGAGCCAAGAACCCAGUCAGCCAGAGCAGCUCCCGCCCUGUCCAUGCCUGGCAGUUCUGUACAGAUCUAGGAGCUUCCAGAGGAGGACCAAUGGGGGAGACAGUGGCGGGGAUCCUGGGGGAGUCCAUCACCCUGUCCCUGGCGCUCCCACACAGUCAGCACAUAGACAACGUUGUCUGGAUGUUUAACACCUCUAUUAUCAGCAAAGAGUGGGGAGAAGAAGCAACAGCCAAUCAACUCACUAAGUUCAAGGAUCCAAAUCAGAACACGGCAUGGGUCUCCAGCCAGGACUACUCCCUAAAGAUUGGCCAGUUGAAGAUGGAGGACGCCGGCCCCUACCACGCCUAUGUGUGCUCAAACGCCAGAGUUGCCAGCACAAAACAUAUCAACCUGAGCAUCUACCGGAGGCUGAAGAAGCCAAAAGUCACCGGGAGCCUCGGGCUCACAGAGGACGGCGUCUGCAGGGUCAGCCUGACAUGCUCAGUGGAGGACAGUGGACACAACGUGACAUACAGAUGGAGCCCCCUACAGAAAGGAGCUGUCGUGUCCCAAGGGGGAGCUCACCUCAGCGUCUCCUGGAGAAGUGGAGAAAAACACCCCAGCUUCACGUGCAGAGCCAGCAAUCCUGUCAGCAACAGCUCCCAGCAGUUUCUUUCUAAGGACCUCUGUCCAGGUUGCUCUCCUGUUCAGCCAGACCUCAGAGCCUUGAGACCUGAGAGAAGGACAGCACUUUUGUUUGGGCUCUCCCUGAUGGUUCUUUUCACCCUUCUGUGCUUUGGGAUCUCUGGCUGGUGCUUUUGGAAGAAAAAAGGACGAUGUUCAGCCCCAGCCUUCAGUUCCAGUCAAGUUGAGGCUCCAGCUGACACACCAGGGUAUGAGAAGGUGGACACUUUCCCUAAGACUGCCAGGCACGUCUCCGACAGCAGCUCUGACAGCAAUGGAACAACUGAGCAGGAUGAGGAGAGGACAGAGAGGCACCAACCUGUCAAUGGAAGAGACCAGGUGUGUGAUUUGGUCACUCAGGAGGAUGCUGGACAUGACUCGGACUCUGAGGGGCAAGCAGAGUACGAUCUCGUCACUCCAGAUGACACGGCACCGGCACUUGCGAUUGAAGGGGAAACUGUGUAUACACAGGUGUUCCUUGACUUUCAGAGACAGACCCCAGUUCCUCAGAAGAAAGAGAGGUCAGCCACAAUCUACUGCUCUAUACAGAAAUCUCAGAAGGUGGUGCCAGCACCGCAACAGAAUGAUCUUGAGUCUCCUGAAAUAUCUACCUAUGAAAAUGUCCCCUGA
Molecule: messenger RNA, 1956 nt
Organism: Eubalaena glacialis (North Atlantic right whale)
Lineage: Eukaryota; Metazoa; Chordata; Mammalia; Artiodactyla; Balaenidae
Gene: LY9
Product: lymphocyte antigen 9
Exons: 10
Coding region: 1-1956 (651 amino acids)
Biological process (GO): T cell activation
Cellular component (GO): external side of plasma membrane
Source: RefSeq, a predicted model, not a curated record